Lolium rigidum is the source of this 1074-nucleotide messenger RNA. RefSeq names its product cilia- and flagella-associated protein 251-like. The record is from RefSeq and is a predicted model, not a curated record. NCBI's taxonomy places the organism in Eukaryota, Viridiplantae, Streptophyta, Magnoliopsida, Poales, Poaceae. The annotation marks the transcript as partial. The transcript is spliced from 3 exons.
AUGGCCGAGCAGUGUCUCCAAGACUAUGGGUUGGACAUGAACGAUGACACCCUCGCAGAGUUCUUCUUGAUGUGCCAUAGGCUAGCUAACAUCACUCUCGGCCAUGAUAGAGAGGAUUUGCUUGUGUGGUGGUGGCAUGGCGAUGGAUGUUAUUCCUCCAAAGAGGGCAUGGCCGAGCAGUGGCUCCAAGACUAUGGGUUCGACAUGAAUGAUGACACCCUCGCCAAGUUAUUCUUGAUGUGCCAUAGGCUAGCUAACGUCACUCUCGACCAUGAUAGAGAGAUGUGCUUGUGUGGUGGUGGCAUGGAGAUGGAUGUUAUUCCUCCAAAAGGCCCUGCUUCGUCGUCCUCACUCCUGCGCCUCUUGCUUGUCACCUCCUCGUCGAAAGAGGAACUGCCGGACGACGAGUCCGUGGAGGACUUCGAGUCGGACGAAGAAGAAGAGGAAGAAGAAGAAGAAGAAGAAGAAGAAGAAGAAGAAGAAGAAGAAGAUGAAGAAGAAGAAGAUGAAGAAGAAGAAGAAGAAGAAGAAGAAGAAGAAGAAGAAGAAGAAGAAGAAGAAGAAGAAGAAGAAGAAGAAGAAGAAGAAGAAGAAGAAGAAGAAGAAGAAGAAGAAGAAGAAGAAGAAGAAGAAGAAGAAGAAGAAGAAGAAGAAGAAGAAGAAGAAGAAGAAGAAGAAGAAGAAGAAGAAGAAGAAGAAGAAGAAGAAGAAGAAGAAGAAGAAGAAGAAGAAGAAGAAGAAGAAGAAGAAGAAGAAGAAGAAGAAGAAGAAGAAGAAGAAGAAGAAGAAGAAGAAGAAGAAGAAGAAGAAGAAGAAGAAGAAGAAGAAGAAGAAGAAGAAGAAGAAGAAGAAGAAGAAGAAGAAGAAGAAGAAGAAGAAGAAGAAGAAGAAGAAGAAGAAGAAGAAGAAGAAGAAGAAGAAGAAGAAGAAGAAGAAGAAGAAGAAGAAGAAGAAGAAGAAGAAGAAGAAGAAGAAGAAGAAGAAGAAGAAGAAGAAGAAGAAGAAGAAGAAGAAGAAGAAGAAGAAGAAGAAGAAGAAGAAGAAGAAGAAGAAGAAGAAGAAGAAGAAGAAGAA